Messenger RNA from Scophthalmus maximus (turbot), 873 nucleotides. Its product is annotated as protein FAM240C-like. The transcript is spliced from 3 exons. NCBI's taxonomy places the organism in Eukaryota, Metazoa, Chordata, Actinopteri, Pleuronectiformes, Scophthalmidae. The coding region runs from base 396 to 641 and encodes 81 amino acids. The record is from RefSeq and is a predicted model, not a curated record.
ACAGACACACACACACACACACACACACACACACACACACACACACACACACACACACACACACACUUUGAAAAGUUAUGUCUCAUAUUGUUGCAUAUUGUCUGUCUGCUGUUUCCCCUAAUAUUAACAACAAUAAUGAAAUUGAUAAAGACUUUUAAUAUUGAAGAAGCAGGACAGAACAAAGGGGAUGAGAUGAUGAGACAGAACGGAGGGAGAGGGGGAGGAGUUAAAAAGGACAUAAAAGAGAAAGGAGAGGACACAAGGUUAAAAGAGAGAAAGAGAUGUAAAGAAGAAGAGAAGAGAAGGAAUAAUGAGGAAUCACUGACAAGGGAAAUACAACAAGAGGUCGAGAGGAAAAGAGGAAAAGACCAAGUCUAUCAACGUCGAAAACAGUGAUGAACGCCGCUCGGAUCCCGGACAAACAGAAGCUCAGGUCGUUCUGGGAGCAGAGGAUCGAGCAGCACGACGAGCAGAUGGACGACGAGGAGACUCGCUGCAGGAGCAGCGCUCUGGCUCGGCUGAGGGAGCAGUGGCUCGUCCGGUUGGAUCAGAGGAAUCAGCAGCAGCAGACGUUCUUCGAGGAGCGAAUCAGACGCGCUCAGAAAGCUCAGCACAAAGUGGCCAAGCUCCAUUCAGCCUGACAGAUACAAAGUACAUAUACACACAUAUAUAUAUAUAUGUACAUAUACAAGAUGUUUGUCGUCAAUAAAUUACAUUUUUGUCAGGUGAAAAACAAUUUGCAACAAUUUAGUUUCUGUCAUGUUGCACUUCAUUCCUGCCUGGUGCCGUCGUUUUGUCUUUAUUGAAAUGUGUUAUUGUUUGGUAUAUAAUUAAUGGUCUUAAGAAAUUAAAAUGUCAAUAUCAAUAUCUGAA